ACAUAAUCCACAUGUCUUUUUAAGAAGGUUUAUUUGACCUUCACGCAAAUCCUGAUUUGGCUGAAUGAUGAACACAAUGCUAUGCAGAGAAAGGGACAAAAGCUGUUUGUCUUCAGAAUAGCAACCUUUUCCCCCAGAUAUUACGGACGUUUAAUAAAUAAAUAAACACAUGGGACCCCCUCUGUCUACAUCUAUCAUCUUGCUUUGCUUGUCUGUAGUCUUCUCCUCUGGGCUAGGUAAGUAACCAAUUUGAAAUUGUAACUUACAAGGAUGUUCACUGUUAUUAAUUUUCUUGUUUGUGUACUUGAAGUCAGGAGAAUUAUAUAGAAUGUAAAUUACAAAAUUUUGUCUUCCAAGGAUUUUUUUUUUUGUGUGAGAUCUGAUGUAGUCAGAUGUGUUCAUUAUUGUAGGAAGGUUUAUAUAAAACAUAUUUAUUGUAGAAAUUUUAAUGUUCGUUCUUUCAUAAACGUUCCUCUGAGAAAUGUAACAACAAAUGUGCUUAUUCGCAGAGACGUUGAAAGCCUGGUUUCCAUUAAAAUAGUAGUUUUUAAAACGUCACUCAUAUAAAGAGUGAGUUUAAUAUGUAGCGAGUGACAAAGCUGACACUAAACAGGGAAUUGUCAGAAAUUAACCAGGAAAUAGCAAAUUUUGAGUUACAGUAGAUGAGUCUAAAAAAUAGCCGAAUUAGAGAUUUUUUUCCCAAGUCCAGCUAUUGUGUAAAAUUUACAAUUCUCUGAUGAAUUGUCUGCUAAUUCUCGAUUCACUAAAUAACCGUGACCAUGUUUAAUAUGUUGUGUGUUGAUACAAUGGACACCGUUUGGCUACUGAUAUUGAAAGUCUCUGCUGUGCGGACGCUGAUUAUGUUUGACAUAGUUAUGGCGAAUUAUGAAAUUCAUUAGAUGGAUGAAUGGAUGGAUAGAUGGACAGGCAGACAGACAGACAGGUGGAUGGAUGGACGAACAGAUGGACAGAUGGACUAUUGUAUGGAUAGACAUACAGACAAAUAGAUAGUUGUAAUCAAUUAAAUGACAAUAUUUAGUAUAUAAUGACCAAGCUACGACUAUAAAUGAGUUGGAAUAUUCCUCCAAAACAGCAUUUGAAGCCUAAAUUUUGCAAUUUUAGUUCGCUACAACUGAUUUACAACUGAAUUAGAGGAAUUGAAUCGGUUGAGAAAAUAUUAAAACUUCGACUAAUGAGAAGUACGGCCAUGUAUUAAAAGUGGAGCAAUCUGCAGUAACAGUUUAUUGGUUUCCAUAGUGAUUGCUCUAGUUUGACAUUUUUUUGCUCCACUUUUUUAUUAGCCACACUCUCAUAAAUGUCCCAGAGUGUUUUAAGAUGAGUGGUGUUUAAAAUACUCAAUAUCCAAGAAGAAAUCUCAUGCAUAUUUUAUUUGAUGAGUUAAAUAUGAACGUGUCACUGUGAUAUGGAUCAGAAUCGCUAAUUUUCAAAUAACCCAAUAUCUCUCUCUUCUAGUCUCAGGUCUGCAGUGUUACGGGUGCAAUAUCAUAGCCGGUGCAAAGUAUAUCGACAUGGGCUGCACCAACCCAGAAGUCAUCACUUGUUCUCAAACACAUAAGGGGUUCAAGCAGAGAUUUUGUAUUAAAACCGAAAGCGGUAAGUAUAACUGGAAUAAAUGGUCUAAUCACUGGCAGUGCUAAGUAUUAAAGAGACUUUUAAGGCAACAAUUACUGGGUAAGAAUGCAUUCAACAGGGGCGGGGCCGGACCGCCAAGCAGAGCAGACACAUGGCACAACAGCUCCUGCUAUUUUCAAGCAAUUUGGUCCCAAAAACGCAACUUCUGGCGCUGAGUCACUACAGGCAACUGCACUAUGAAGUGCUAGUACUGGGGAGCAGUCAGUGACCCGAUUCUGGGCCCCCCUUUUGGGGAGAACACGGAGCUCUAAGACCAAGGCCUAGUCAAGCCUAUCCAGGUGGUGAGUAGGGUGGACGGCCGCCGCCCUGCUACCCUGCCUGGCUGCAAUAUGGGGGUCUCCUAACUUAAUGGGGUGAUGGCCCUGCUUCCCCCCCUCUGGGCCGGUGGGGGUCAUCCCGGCCUACCCUGGGGCUCUAACCCGAUUGGAGACUUCACUGUGGAGACAUCACUCAAGAUGGCGGCUGGGCCCGACCGGCGCGCUAUGGAGAAAGAGGCCCCUCCUCGGGGCUCUUGGCGCUCACUGCGGGCUACUCAGGGAGAAAUCAUUUGAGCAACCUACCUAUCCUGAGACCCGACCUGGAGUGCUCCAAUCGACACCGAGGACCUUGAGUGGAGAUCAGCUGACUGGCAAAGCGGCCCCACAGGUAUUUAGGCUGCAAGCUGGCACGGUCCUGUGAAGCCGAGUCACACGCACGAUGGCCGCAGACCACUACGAAGACCCCACACAUACCCAGCUCCCAACUGCGACCGGCUGAUACCACCCGACAAGCGACACCACAGCAUCAUUAUUCGCAGAUAGAGCUGAGAAAACACAUGACUAUGACCUGCCAGUGAUGGGAGUUGGCUGCUCUCUGCACAGGAACUGGGGCUGCCUACUCUGUCUCCUGAACAACAAUCAGGAUCACAUCCACCUCUCAUCGGGGAGGGGAGUCUCUGUCCGGGGACCCAGGGUUCUUUAACCACGGUGGCAUAAAUUUUCCUUUUUCUUUUUUAAGCAACACUAACCAUGCCAUCUUGUCUAGCAAACCUGUCUCUCUCACAAAAUCUAUUGUAACUAUGAGUUCAGUCUUAGCCUGCACUUCCACGUCUCCAGCCUGUCAAUUUAACUAAUAUGGCUAAACAGAUUUGAAAUUAACCUACUCAGGCAAAUAUACCUGUACUGCAUGUAUACAAUCUGUUAGCGUCUGACGCAGCACAGUAAUGAUACAUUCAGAUAGUGCAGCGAUGUUACCUUAUGUACCAAGCAAGUCUCAGCUAUGUUCAGCUAGCAUGUUAAUCCCCAUAGGCUGCAAGAUUAACCAGUUUACUGUGUUACUAAAUAUUGAGACAGUUAGAUCUUCUAUGCAACCACGAUCCAAUGUUUAACCUCUAACAUGUUUCCUAUCUUGAAUAUAAAAAAACAAAAUUGUGCUAUGUAUUUCAAUGCCAUACCUAUGUUAAUGUAUGUUUCCGUACUUGCUUGCACCAGCUAUUGUGGCAGUGCAAACAUGAUUGUUCACGCUAUGCACAAAUAAAAUAAAGAAUUUUAAAAAAAAAGAAUGCAUUCAACAGCUCAUCACAUAAUAAAUUUUUUUUAAAAAUACAGAAAUUGUAUCUGAAAUAGAAUGGAUGUGGAUAGAGACUUCCAUUCGUUCGCAAAAAUGCUUUUUAAUUAUUUAUUUUAACUACCGGUAAUAUAUUUUCUAUUCUGCAUGAAUGCGUUUUUUGUUUUUUUAUAUACAAACCUAUGGACACCAUACACAGGGCAGUAUCACUGCAGAUGUAGUAGAUAUUGUGGAUUUGUCGCAAAGUGAGGAUAUUUUUUUAUGUAUUAUUUAACGCUCUAUCUUGAACGCUGAAUUGCGUUGGGGUGCAUCUCCAACAAAAUAUCUUUAUAUCUUCUCUCCACCCUUUAUCUCUUUCCACCCUUUGUUCCUUAACCUUUACUGUCCCCAUUAGGACUUCAGGAUGUAAAUACAUGCUUUUCCAUUUCUCAAAAUAAUUACAGUGUUUUAAUUUCUAGUGGUGUUGGGGAUACUUCUAACAAGUGGUUGUGCGACUUCACGCCAUUGCCAACAACAGGAGUUGCCCGGAGUUCGGAUACAUUGCUGUGACACAGAUCUUUGUAACAACAGUCCACAUCUUGCUCUUCACAGCGUCCUGUACUUCUGUGUCUUCUUCUGGACUAUGUAUGGUCUCCUGCUUUGAGGACUAAUCCACCGGCCCACUUAGCAGACAUUGGACUUGUGAAUUAAACUGUGACUGCAAAGACAUUUACUAUGGGCCGCAUAUCCCAGGUACAUUGGACUGAUAAAUGGGAUCUAGGGAUAUUUAAAUGGAUGACAUCUGCUAUUAAUACCCUACUUUCCAAUAGUGGAGUGAAGACCAACCAUAUUUAAAAGGACAUUGCAAAAUAUGAACUCUUGUGGAAGACUUUACGCCUAUCGAGUCAUCAAGUCCCAAAAUACUGGUUGUUGUACAUUUUUUUUAAAUUCAUUUUACUCUUUGCUUAUUAGACAAACCUCAUUCAAGGCUGGGAUAGUCUCUUAACCACCAUUAAAACCACCUUUAUCCAGCUACCUACACAUUAGAAAUUAAACUCUUUAGCUACGUUAGCGGCUUUGGGAAUGUUGGCUACUGAGCUUGAUGGGAGUGAUUCAAAUUUUAACCCAUAAGGCACACCAACAUUCCACUUUUCCAAUUCUGUUCCAUUAGAGAUACCACGAAGACAUGGACAUUGUUGUGACUUGAAGACCAGACUGGCACCCAUUAUAGCUGUUUUUAUAAUAUUGAGGAUAUUGAUCCUGUAUAUUUUGGCUGCUAUGGGAAUGUUAGGUAAUGUGUUCUCUGGAGGCUGUGAGUAUAAAUGCUCUGGGGAUGUUGGGUAAUAUACUUCCUACAUGUUAUCGAGAGAUCACAUAGUCUAUUCUAGUUAUGCUAUGGAGAUGUUGGACAGCGCGGUCCAUAGAUGUUAAGCAGAUGUUGGUUAAUAGGAUCAACUACUUUGGGAAUAUUGGAUUUUGUAUAACAUACUUUCUAUUGUCAUUCCCAAACACCACAUUCCUAACUGUAGUGUCCCACUAUGUACGGAAUUGUUUGUUUGCUCAUUCCGUUCGUCUUUGAGACCAUCUCAUCCAUUCUGAUUUAGAUCCUUUGUAGACAUUGUUUAAGAAGUCCCUCAAAACCCAUAUUUUCAGGAUUGCUUAUGGCCUCCAAGAGUAACCUUUCUCAAACGUUCCUCUUGCUCUCUCCUAAAGGGCCACACUUCAUUCUCACCUCCAGUUCUGCUACUUUCCCACCAUGUUUGUUCCCACCGCCUAUUGUGUUUUUAUACCCCACCUCCUCUAGACUGUAAGCUCGUUUGAGCAGGGUCCUCAACUACCUAUAACAAUAUAAUUGCCGCAGACUGCGAAGACUGAUAUCGAGAGGGUGAGUGAGGUCAACAGGCGUGUAUGUGUGUGAUUAUAUCAGCAUCAUGGACAAUAUGGCUGCCUGCAAAGGGAACAUGUCACAUUUUUGCGAAUGAUCACCCAGAAAAGUAGCCAAUCAGGGAUGCGCAUGCACCAGGUGUCCAAGUGCAUUUUGUUAUUGUCUCAUUUGGUAAAUUCCCCUCUUAUUGUGAAGCGAUGCAAAAUAAGCUGGCGCUAUAUAAAUACCAAUAAUAAUAAUAAUAAUGAGCAUUCUUCUUCGUAAAACGCCAAAAAGUCAGAUUUAAUGAUAACUGGAAAUACUGUCUUUAUGAAUCAAUCACUGAAUUCUGAGCAGAUUGACUCCAUAAAAUUGGCUAAUUUUCCAUUAUUUUUCUCAUUCUUUUCAGUAGAGCCAUUAUGUUCUGCCACUUUGAGCUUCCACUAACGUGCCACGUGAAAAACAGAAGGUUUAACUGUGUGUUCCUGUUUAUCUGUCUGUUCUAUCUGGUUGUCUCUUUGCAAUGUGCAGAAAUUCCGUGACUGAGUUAUUUUUGUUAUAGAAUUGCUAGUGAAGUAGAAGAUAGGUAAUUGUCUGCUGUCACGCUAAUGGCCGAGUAAAAUUACUGCUUUUAAUGUAAUUGCCCAGCGAAAUGGGUUGCCUUUUGUUGAAGUGACCUAGCGGAAGGCUAUUUUGUCUAGUUUAACUGACUGAACGAGAGGAAAGUGAGACGUAACACAGCAGUUAAAGUAUGAAUAGGAUUAUUGAAAAAAAUCAAUAAUAAAACAUUAUCCCAACUUACAAAGAAAACUGAGCCCUAAAGUACCUUUUUUUUUCCCCGAAAGCCUACAGCGAAUUGUAGCAUCAUUAGAGAAUGUCCUCACUCUGCCACCAGGAG
Molecule: messenger RNA, 5939 nt
Organism: Pelobates cultripes (western spadefoot toad)
Lineage: Eukaryota; Metazoa; Chordata; Amphibia; Anura; Pelobatidae
Source: the annotation of a GenBank genome assembly